Messenger RNA from Chelonoidis abingdonii (Abingdon island giant tortoise), 3988 nucleotides. NCBI's taxonomy places the organism in Eukaryota, Metazoa, Chordata, Testudines, Testudinidae. The record is from RefSeq and is a predicted model, not a curated record.
UCUUUCAGUAAGGUCCAAGCACAUGCAAUCAAGUACUUGCUCUAACCACAUUAAUCAGAAACUGUUUUCAAAGAAAUCUGAAAAUGGGCAUUUAUUUUCCUUGACCUCACUGCAGCAUAUGUUAUGGUGUGGCACACAGGUCUGCUUGUUAAAGCAUCAAGAGUUCCCCCACCCUGGGUUACUGAUGCCAGGGAACUGCUCUUCUGACACAGAUGGUUCAGGGUGCAUGUGGGUGAGAAAACAAGUUAUUGGAAGAAAACGGAUGAACGGGUUAUCCGAGGGAUCUGUCCUAGCCCCAACCUUUUAAAAUCUAUACAUCAAGUGACCUGCCACCAACUCAGGUGCGGAAGCUCAUCUAUGCAGACGACAUGCUGCAGGCUACCAGGCUCAGACUUUCUCUGCGCUGGAGAAAACCCCAAGAGAUGAUGCUGCAUAGCUGGCCAACUUUUGCAAGACAUGGCGCCUUCAGCCUAGCACCAGGAAGACAGUCUUUAGCACAUUCUGCCUCCACCAAGCCACUGCUAAGAGGAAACUAAACAUCAUAAUAAAUGGCCAGAAGCUGAAGCAUGAAGUGUACCCUGUUUACUUAGGUGUGACCCUUGACUGAACGCUACUUACAAAAGUCACCUGAACAAGGCAGCAGGAAAGGUCAAUACAUGCAACGAUCUUUACAGCAAACUGGCAGGUUCGUUCAUGGGGAGCAGAUGCAUCAACCUUAUGGACCUCAGUCCUUGCCAUUUGAAUUCAACAGCCGAGUACUGUGUGUGUGCCGACUGACACCAAACUUGUUGACGUGCAACUCAACUCAACAAUCUGCAUCGUCACAAGAACUCUCCGACCAAUUCAUCUUUUAUGGCUUCUAUCUUUGAUUGCUCCCCUUUACAUCAUGAGGGAGAUUGCAGUUGGCAAACUGCUUGAGAAGGGUGUGAUAGGUGUACAGCUUGUGGUUACCAUGGUGAUGGCUAGUGUCAUUCAGAAGAUCAUACCUCACUAUUCUCUAGCUCGUUGGCUUCUCUGUAGUGGCAGUUUACGAUGGUAUCAACAUCCUACUGAAGAAGAAUUACGAAUUCUUGCAGGGAAGCAACAAAGGGGGAAAAGCAAAAAAGAUAGAAAAUAUAACGGUCAUAUUGAAAAUAAACCCCUAACCAUUCCUAAGGAUAUUGAUCUUCAUCUGGAAACGAAGUCAGUUACUGAAGUGGACACUUUAGCAUUGCAUUAUUUUCCUGAAUAUCAGUGGUUGGUGGAUUUCACAGUUUCAGCUACAGUGGUGUACUUGGUAACUGAAGCCUACUACAGUUUGAUGAAGCCCUCGCAGGAAAUGAAUAUUAGCAUAGUCUGGUGUCUGCUUGUUUUGGCUUUUGCCAUCAAGAUACUGUUCUCAUUGACCACUCACUACUUCAAAGUAGAAGAUGGAGGUGAAAGAUCUGUCUGUGUCACCUUUGGCUUUUUUUUCUUUGUCAAAGCCAUGGCAAUCCUUAUUGUAACUGAAAAUUAUCUAGAAUUUGGACUUGAAUCAGGGUUUUCAAAUUUUUCAGAAAGUGCUGUGCAGUUUCUUGAAAAGCAAGGUUUGGAAUCCCAGGGUCCCCUGUCUAAACUAACUUUCAAACUGUUCCUGGCUGUUCUUUGUUCACUUAUUGGUGCUUUUUUGACAUUCCCUGGCUUACGACUGGCUCAAAUGCAUCUGGAUGCUCUAAAUUUAGCAACAGGAAAAAUAACACAAACAUUGCUGCAUAUAAACUUCUUGGCACCUUUACUUAUGGUCUUAUUGUGGGUAAAACCAAUCACCAAGGACUACAUUAUGAACCCAUCUCUGGGCAAAGAGAGCAUACCUUUAAUGUCAGAAGCAACAUUUGAUACGGUACGACUGUGGAUAAUUAUCCUAUUGUGCGCUUUACGGUUGGCCAUGAUGCGCAAACACCUGCAAGCCUACCUUAAUUUAGCACAGAAAUGUGUGGAUCAGAUGAAAAAGGAGGCUGGCAGAAUAAGUAUGGUUGAUCUGCAGAAAAUGGUGGCCCGAGUAUUUUAUUACCUUUGUGUAAUUGCAUUGCAGUAUGUGGCACCUUUGGUAAUGCUGCUUCAUACAACUCUGCUUUUGAAAACACUAGGUAAUUAUUCUUGGGGCAUCUAUCCAGAAUCUAGCUCUGACUUUCCGGUGGAGAACAGUCCACUCCCCAAUUCAGUUUAUUCUGAGUCUCCUCCUGCUGAUGGGAAGAUGAAGGUAACUGUAGUACAAAUAACAAUGGCAUUGGGCAGCCUAAAGAACAUUUUCACUCCUCUUCUGUUCCGAGGACUCCUGUCUUUUCUCACCUGGUGGAUUGCUGCUUGCCUCUUCUUCACAAGCCUUUUUGGGCUUUUCUAUCACCAGUAUCUAACUGUGGCAUGAAUAAUCAGCUCACCAAGGAAAUAUCUGAAGUUAACUUCUCAGUUCAAACCCAUGUACCCCAGAGGGGCUGAAGAAAAAAUGGAAGAAUGCAUAUGUGAAGAAAAAACACAUAUCAGAUUUUAUUCUUAAAUGCUUUCUCUGUAUUCUCAGGGUGAAUAUUGUUGCUUCAAAUCACAAGUGAGUUUAACUUUUGUUACCGAAUAGUAGGUAACUAACUGCUGAAUUAUGGUAUUGGAACUGUGACUAACCUUUUUGUGUGGCUGAUAUUGGAGGGCUAGUUAAAAGGGUAGCGCCUGUGAGUACCUAGCUUUCCAUUAACAGUAAGCUGCCCUCAAAACUUUGUAUAUUACUUCAGUCAUUGACUGAUGACUCGUAGUGGUAUUGAGGUACAGGUAACACUAAUGGUGGCUGCCUAGUUAAACAAUCUUGAAACAGAGCCAUACCAUGGGGAGAGAAUAAUUUCUGUUGGAAUGAUAUUGAUCACUUUUCUGUGUGAAAAGCAAAAAAAAUCCAACAGAACAGAAAAAAUACUGUAUAUUACAGUAAAGAAGGCUAUGUAAUAUUUGAAUUUAGGGUAGGAACAAAUGCAUGGACUCAGCAAAUAUUGCUGCCUAAAGUGCAGGAAUGCUCAUGCUGUAAGAAUAUUAGAAAAAUAUAUAUUGUCUCAAUCCCUGCAGUCAUUUUAAAGUAAUGGCCAUAUAAACCCUCACAAGUACAGUAUUGGUGCUACUAUUGAUCCACAAAUUCCAUUUGGGUCUUCAAAAUUUAAUUUUUCCAAGUAAUAGAUAAAUUCCAUUCAGUUCACAAAAUAAUUGGAAUAGAUUAUCAACACAGAUCAAACUGUUUAAAAAGGAUACCUAUAAUCCUGCUGAGUGUGUAUGUAUCUGUAAAGUAAGUGUGUGUGUGUGUGUGUAUAUAUAUUAUAUAUUAGAUAUAUAAUAUAUAUGGAGUCUAUAAAAAUAAAUAUUGAAUCUUUAAGUUGCUGAAUGUAUGUUACAGGGCAGUGGGAUAGGGACAUAUAUGUAUCUAAUGAGUUCAAGAUCUCUUUUUGAAUGAAAAUAAAAAAUUUUUUGAAAGUUCAGCUGAAAGGGCUAUUCAUUUUUGGUGCCUCUACAAAGGUACUUAACUUUAAUAAAGAACCUUUGCAAUUUUGUUGAAAGAGAUUCACCGAGAAGUUGUUACUCUUAUCUUUUCUGCUCUCUGUAAUCUUCAUUUGUUAGUCUAAUGUGAGAUUAUCCUGCUGAUGUAGAAGUAUUGAACAUCUUUUAGUCUCAGAAAUGUAUUUUCUGUACCUUAAUUUUAAAAUGUAUAGUAAGGAGGAGGAAAGUAUGAAUUUGGCAAGUUUUGUUUAGUUUGAAUAACAGAUCCUAAGUUGACUACUUUGAGAAGAAAUUAGAAUGACAUUUUUUUUCAGUUGUUUUGUGUAUACUGUAAUCAAAAAUGCAGGAUUGGGAAUUAUUUUUUAAAAAUUUUACUUUUAAAAAAAAAAGUGUACUGCAAAAAGAUAUGUUGUUGUAUGAGGAAGUAAUAUUAGCCAUACAUAUAAAAUAUGGGUAACGCUUUUGAGUUUCUUUGAAUUAUUUGUGUAAAGCUCGGAAUAUAGUA